Periophthalmus magnuspinnatus is the source of this 1301-nucleotide messenger RNA. It is a transcript of the gene ovca2, whose product is annotated as OVCA2 serine hydrolase domain containing. Gene Ontology annotation, biological process: response to retinoic acid. Bases 93 to 767 code for a protein of 224 amino acids. The record is from RefSeq and is a predicted model, not a curated record. The transcript is spliced from 2 exons. Gene Ontology annotation, cellular component: cytoplasm; nucleus. NCBI's taxonomy places the organism in Eukaryota, Metazoa, Chordata, Actinopteri, Gobiiformes, Gobiidae.
GUCAUGAGGCACUUCAUAAGUUCACAGAACCUGAUCCUGCAGUAAUCUGUGAAUAUUGUAAUACUGUUCAAACCAUUAGUCAAGGCUGUUCAAUGGCGCCUCUGCGGAUCCUGUGCAUUCACGGUUACCGGCAAAACAGCGGCUCUUUCCGAGAGAAAACCGGAGCUCUGCGGAAACUGCUGAAGAAGAGCGUGGAGCUGGUGUUUAUGGACGCGCCUCUGAGCGUGCAGCCCCCGGACACCGGCACCGUGUCCCCAGACAAAGAGAGCAGCUCAGGCACUCCCGUGGAGGCGGACCCUCGGGGAUGGUGGUUCUCUGACGUGGCAGCCCGUAGCUUCAGUGCACAGCAGAAGUGUGAGGUGAGUUUGGGGCUGGACCAGAGUGUGACCACUGUGAGGGACGCUGUUAAGAACCUAGGACCCUUCGAUGGAAUCCUGGGCUUCAGUCAGGGAGCAGCAUUUGUGGCCAUGCUCUGUUCCCUUCAGGAACAAAACCUAGAGCCGGAUUUUCACUUCAGAUUUGCCAUCCUCGUUGCUGGUUUCCGCAGUGCCUGUACGGAGCAUGAGAGGUUUUACGAAAUCCCUCUUCAGAUCCCAUCUCUACAUGUGUUUGGACAGGAGGACAGAGUCAUCCCAGACCACAUGAGUAAAGACCUCCUCCCCGUUUUCAAAGACCCUCAAAUACUGACCCACCCUGGCGGACAUUUUGUUCCAGCUGCAUCUUCUCAUAGGCAAACCUACCAGGACUUCAUCAAGAGAUUUCAAUGAAAAUAUCUGAGACAAAUCUUGAGUAUUGCCUGGAACAAAAACAUCAUCAGCUGUAGCUGUCAUUAACAAAGUUCAAUGGGAAGCUAUUUUAGAUGAUUUACUAUAGAUGUAGGUCUCAUGUCCAAAAUAAUGUAACAGAUUUUUUAUUCUCAGGAAAGCAAAAAUACCUGGACAACUGAGGGAUUACACACACAUCUUAUUCUCAGGAAGCAUUGCUGAAAAAAUAAAUUAUUUGACAAAUAUUUAUUCAGUUUACUUUGGUCAUUGGUCUUGGUCUUGGAUAAGUCUAACCAUAAAUCAAGUUUCUAACAUAACAAAUGUAACAUUUUGACAAGUAGGUGAUUUUUUCGUUUCUAACAUAACAAAUGUAACAUUUUGACAAGUAGGUGAUUUUUUUCGUUCUAAGAAUAUUGCUUUUGUUUUCCUGUUUUAGAAUAUAGAAGUCUUUUAUUCGCUUGUAUUCAAGUAAGAAAGAUGAUAUAAUGCUGGCAUCUAGGUCUGUUGGGGUAAUAAAUUUGAAUUGCGAUAUUGGUU